Molecule: messenger RNA, 4031 nt
Organism: Phytophthora sojae
Lineage: Eukaryota; Oomycota; Peronosporomycetes; Peronosporales; Peronosporaceae
Exons: 1
Coding region: 2379-3683 (434 amino acids)
Biological process (GO): malate metabolic process; pyruvate metabolic process
Cellular component (GO): mitochondrion
Molecular function (GO): malate dehydrogenase (decarboxylating) (NAD+) activity; NAD binding
Source: RefSeq, a predicted model, not a curated record
CAGGCUGCAGGUCCUCGAUGCGCCAGGCCUCCAGCCCCGCCGUCUUGCCGGCCCCCGCGAACGCGCUGUCGGUCGCCAUGCUCGUCUUGUUGUCUUCUCUUGAAGCUGCUAGUUGCUAAAUGAAGCGGAUUUUCCAGCAAACGUAUCCAGGAGCUGAACGCAUGUUGGUGAGUUUUGAGGAUACGAUAACGCGGAGGGGCGAAUUCACUUGGGUUCACUAUGGCCAUUUGUGAUUCACGUCGGACGAAAUUUCGCAUAUAAUUUGUGUACAACUUGGGUGGCGCACACCAUUAUAGGGUCGCGCACACCAAAAUCAUAAGAAGCCAUCAAAUUGUCCACGUGGACACUCUGUAUCACGUGUACUGUACUAUCGUCGCCAAGAACAACUGAGCGAGAAUUCGGUCCGCCGGAGAUUGCAUUUGUGUGCCCGUAUGAUACGGCGUAUCGUCCUCUUGGCCAGACGCUUCCCAUUGCGCAGCCACGGUUGUGCCGACAUCGACACAAAGCACUAACAAAUGCGUGUGUACACCGUUGGUGGUCCACUGCAAGUCCGAAUCUGGCUGGUCGCAGUAGCGUCUUGCCAACACCGCGCACGCAGCCUGCUAACGAGUCGCAUCUGAUCAUACAUGUACAUGUUCCGAGGUGGUCCAUCGCUGGUCAUAAUUUAUGUCCGAUGCACCCUAGCGAGCUGGUCCAUCGCUGGUCGUAAGCAAAGUUCGAUGCAUCCUAGCGUUGUUGCUCCGUCGUCCGCGCACCACGCGCUUUCACUACAGCAGAGAGCCACGCCGCCCCCCGUUGCACCAGCAUAUCGUUGCAGCAGGCAGUAUCAAGUUAGGUCGAGCACACCCGGCGACUCAGCGGCACUAACAAGUCUUCGACCGUCGAGGCCACGCACCAGCAGCCUCGGCAAUGAGCUCGUUGUCGGAGUUCCCGUUUCAGCACCAACAACACAUUCACGAUCGAUGAGCCCCUCAGCAAAGAUAACACUCCCCGCACCAUCGCCGCUGCCUUGAGCUGUCAACAAACAUCGCGCGCAUUCACCCCGCGAGCUCAAUGGCGGCCAAUCCAGCAAUGAAGGCCCCGCAGCACGUGACCUUAGGGCUUGCUGCCGUUUAGUGCCCGCAGUACUGUCGUAUGUUCGUGCUGCUCGAGGUGCAAUCCGUUGCAAAAACAGCUCGGGCCUGCAACCCGUCCACCAGCUCGACGGUGCCCAUCCUGCGAGACCGCGUUCUUCCUCGCGCCGACCACCCAUCCGGUGGCCCAUUCUUCCCAGCCUGAAUCAGCGCAUACACCCGCGGUCGGUGGCUUGCUGCGAGGAGCUAGCGCUCAAGAAAUCCCCCGGCGACUCCAGCGUUGGCGCUGCAGUGCGAAGUCCUUGCACUGACUGCUGCCCAUCCUAGCAAUUGUAUCUGCCCGACGCCACGGCAUUGGCUAAAAGGCGCGUAUCCGUCCCGCGUUUCAGCCAAUGCAGUUUUUUGGCGCAUUUUCCGCCAUUCGCGUCGCGCGGCGCCGGCUGGCUUUCGGCCAAUGAGACAGAACUUCAACCGGAUACUUUUGUGUGCCGAACAUAAAAGACGCCGGUGUGUCAAGGCGUUCGUGUUCAUUCGGCGAUUCGCUCCCAAGCAGCCAAGCCCAAGCACCACUCGAUCACCAUGCUGGCGCGCCAGGUCCGUGCCCAGAAGCGCUCCCUGCAGGUCGCCGCGGCCGCCGUGCCGCGCACGUCCUCGGCGGUGCACGCGCGCUUCCUGUCGGCGCCCGUGUCCACCGAGGACCACGAGGAGGACGAGGACGCCAUGGACGGCGGCGAGCCCACGGGCUCCGAGCACGACAUGCUGGACACGUACCUCACGACGCUCAAGAAGUACAACCCGCCCAUCAAGACGGGCCUCAAGGGCCUCAACAUCGUGCACGACCCGCUCUACAACAAGGGCACGGGCUUCCCGCACGUCGAGCGCGACCGCCUCGGUACGCAAUCCACGGUGUCUGCAGCCGUGUGCAGUCUAUUGACUCUGGUUCUCUGUUGAUGAUGAUGUUGUAAUGCUCAGGCCUGCGUGGUCUUGUGCCGCCGCGCCGUCUGAUGGUGGAGGCACAGCUCGCCAAGCUGUACGACACCUUUUCCGAGGAGAAGGACCCGCUCAGCAAGAGCCGAUUCCUGACGGACCUGCACGACCGUAACGAGACGCUGUUCUUCCGUCUUUUGAUCAAGCACAUGAAGGAGAUGGGUGCGUACUUGCUUGGCUCAGCUGUGCAAUGUCAUCUUGGAGCAGGCAUUGACCCUUGUCUGUCUGUCAACUUCAACUUCAGCCCCCAUCGUGUACACUCCGACCGUCGGUCUGGUGUGCCAGAAGUUCGGUCACCUGUUCCGUCGCCCGCGUGGUAUGUUCUUCAGUACGCGCGACCGCAGCCAGUUUGGUGCUAUGGUCCACAACUGGCCCUGCGACGAUGUGGAAGUGAUCGUGGUCACUGACGGCAGCCGUAUCCUGGGUCUGGGUGACCUCGGAGCCAACGGUAUGGGUAUCCCCAUCGGUAAACUUGCUCUGUACACGGCUGCUGGUGGUAUUGACCCGCGCAAGGUUCUCCCCGUCAUGCUUGACACGGGUACCAACAACAAGAAGCUCCUCGAGGACCCGUACUACCUCGGUGUGCAGCAGCCGCGUCUUACCGGCGAGGCCUUCUGGUCCAUGGUGGACGAGUUCAUGCGCGCUGUGCGUCACCGUUGGCCCAAGGUGCUUGUGCAGUUCGAGGACUUCUCGAGCGAGCACGCUGCGGACGUGCUGAACGCGUACCGCCUGAAGCAGCUCUGCUUCAACGAUGACAUCCAGGGUACGGGUGCGACCGUGCUGGCUGGUGCUUUGAGCGCUUGCGAGCGUGUUCAGAUUCCCCUGAAGGACCAGCGUAUUGUCAUUCUCGGCGCUGGUAGCGCUGGCCUGGGUGUGGCCACCACUCUGCUUCAGGGUAUGCUUCGCGAGGGUAUGACGACCGAGGAGGCUCGCGAGCGAUUCUACAUUCUCGACCAGCAUGGACUGCUGGGCGAGUCUCGCGAGUCGCUGAACUCGGGCCAGCAGUUCUUCUCGCGCAAGGAUAUCGCUGACAAGACCAGCCUCGUCGACGUGAUCAAGCAGGUGAAGCCCACCAUGCUCAUGGGUCUGAGCGCUGCGGCUGGCGCGUUCACGCAGGAGGCCGUGGAGGAGAUGGCCAAGCACGCCGAGCACCCGAUUGUGUUCCCGCUGUCGAACCCGACCUCUGUGGCCGAGUGCACGGCUGAGCAGGCGUACGAGUGGACCAAGGGCAAGUGCGUCUUCGCCAGUGGCAGUCCGUUCGAUCCUGUUGUGUACAACGGCUCCCAGUACAACAUCAGCCAGUGCAACAACAUGUUCAUCUUCCCGGGUGUGGGUCUCGCGUCGUCGGUCAUUCAGGCGACGCGUGUGACGGAUGGCAUGCUUUACUCGGCUGCCAAGGCGCUGUCGCUGUGCAUGACCCCGGAGGAGAUUGCGAACGGCCAGGUGUUCCCGUCCGUGGAGAACAUCCGUGACGUGUCGCUCAAGGUGGCCACGGCCGUCGCCCAGACCGCGCUCGACGAGGAUGUUGCUGGCUUCCGGCCCAAGAUCCGCCGCGGCGCGACUCUCGAGGACUUUGUUGCGUCCAAGAUGUACUACCCGACGUACCAUGCGCUUGUCGAGUAAGCAAACGACCUAGAUCCGUUGCUUCACCUAGCGAACCAUGCUUGGUGGGUAGAAGGCGCGUACUGGUGCGCCAUGCAUGCACGCUCUCGAAAGCCAGGGGCGAGUUGCAGUACGUAUAGCAAUUGCACACAUCGUAGGAGCAAAGAUCCAUAUAAAUACUUCGCUGCGUUGAUCGUGCUGCAGGCCUGGGCCUCAGCGUAGACACUGAUCCACGCGGUGCAUCGGUACCACGGCAACUUCGAGGUGCCACAAAGGGGGACGAUGUUUUCGUAUUUCUGCUUGGUUAGUCGCAGCGCGCUCCUUUGCAGCACUGAAGCAACCAGCGAAACGAUUUGCUGCGUACGUACU